Messenger RNA from Penicillium riverlandense, 1578 nucleotides. Its product is annotated as ribosome-binding protein NMD3. The transcript is spliced from 6 exons. The coding region runs from base 1 to 1578 and encodes 525 amino acids. Gene Ontology annotation, molecular function: ribosomal large subunit binding. The record is from RefSeq and is a predicted model, not a curated record. Gene Ontology annotation, cellular component: cytoplasm; nucleus. Gene Ontology annotation, biological process: ribosomal large subunit export from nucleus. NCBI's taxonomy places the organism in Eukaryota, Fungi, Ascomycota, Eurotiomycetes, Eurotiales, Aspergillaceae.
AUGUCGAUGGAUCUGGAUGCCCCCGUCCCCAUGUCGGGACUGCAGGAGGAGCCUGUCAGUGCGACGAUUCUUUGCUGCAACUGCGGUGCUGCGAUCGAUGGAACCACUGCGGCCGGAGCAUUGUGUCAGGAUUGUGUGAGACUCACUGUCGACGUGUCCCAAGGGAUCCAACGAGACGGAGUCCUCCAUGCGUGUAGGGACUGCGAGCGGUGGCUGCAGCCCCCGAGUAGCUGGGUCGUUGCCGCGCUCGAAUCGAAGGAGCUGCUCGCUGUUUGUCUGCGUCGACUUCGGGGCUUGUCGAAAGUCCGAAUCAUUGAUGCUAGCUUCAUCUGGACGGAACCUCACUCACGCCGGAUCAAGGUCAAGAUCACUAUCCAGCAAGAGGCUUUCCAGGGCACAAUCAUUCAGCAGACGUUCGAGGUGGAAUUUGUGGUUGCAUCGCAGCAGUGUCCUGACUGCCAGAAAUCCUUUACCCAUAAUACGUGGAGAGCAUCCGUUCAGGUUCGACAGAAAGUGCCUCACAAGCGUACUUUCCUAUACCUAGAGCAGCUCAUCCUCAAGAAUGGCGCACACAAGGAUACGGUUAAUAUCAAGGAAGCGAAGGACGGUCUAGACUUCUACUUUGCGUCAAGAUCCCAUGCGGAGAAGAUGCACGAGUUUCUUGCAUCCGUGGUUCCCUGCAAAAUGAAGAAGUCACAGGAACUUAUAUCGAUGGACACGCACACUUCAGUCAAAAGCUAUAAGUUUACAUUUUCAGUCGAGCUGAUCCCGAUCUGCAAAGACGACCUAGUUGCCCUACCAAUUAAGCUGGCUCGCCAGCUAGGCAACAUCUCACCCUUGACCCUCUGCUACCGUAUUGGAAGCUCCGUCAGCCUUAUCGAUCCAACUUCCCUCCAAACUGCUGAAAUUCCUGCCAACAUUUACUGGCGCUCACCAUUCAAGAACUUGGCGGAUAUCACCGAGUUGAAGGAGUUUAUUGUCCUAGACAUCGAGCCCAUCGGCCAGUCGAACGGUCGAUUCUUCCUAGCCGAAGCGACUGUAGCUCGUGCCUCGGAUCUAGGAUCCAACCAAAACCAGUACUUCGUACGGACUCAUCUUGGCGGCAUCCUUCAUGUUGGUGAUUCCGCUCUCGGAUAUUUCAUCAGCGGCACUGUCUUCAACAACGAUAACUUCGAAGCCAUCGAAGCAAGUGGCCAGUACAGCUCGACCAUCCCGGACGUUGUCCUCGUCAAGAAGCACUAUGCCCGCAAGAAGAAGCCCAAGAACCGCGCCUGGCGCCUCAGGCGCAUGGCCCGCGAGUACGAGGAGGAGGCUCUUGCUGGUGCUGUCCAGGCAUCCCGCCGCCAGGAGCAGGAGCAGAACCGUCUCGAGGCCGACUAUGAGAUGUUCUUGCGUGAUAUCGAAGAGGAUCACGAGAUGAGGCAGACCCUGGAUCUAUAUAAGACCCGGAACAAGCCGCAAGCGAUGGGCGACGACGAGAUGGAUGAGGACGAUGGCAGUGAUGACGAGGUGCCAAAGAUCAACAUGGAUGAGUUGCUUGAUAACUUUGACGAGUUGAACAUGGAGGAUGGCGAAUGA